CGCCGAGGCAGUAUAUCAUGGAAUUUUCGUUAUCCAACCUCGAGACGCAAAGAUCAUCCCACUAUGAUGGUUUACAAUUCGAAGCUAAGCAUUGCCAAUUGGUUGGAUCUCUUGGACUUGCAACAAUACGAAACAAAUUUACAAAUGUAUAAUCGAGUGGAAGAUAUAUCAGAAUUGAACGAUAAUGACCUCAAAAGAUUAGGCAUUCGUAGUGCUUCACAUCGAAAUAAGAUGCUAUCAAGUUUAGUUGGAGUUUUACAAGCUAAACGGAGACAAUCGAUGAACAUUGAAGGCUCUUUACUUAAAUACUGUGAAAAAUGGAUAUUAUAUAUAUCAAAGCGUUUGCAACAAACUAAAUCAGAUUUCGGAGAUCCUUUAAAAUAA
Molecule: messenger RNA, 384 nt
Organism: Teleopsis dalmanni
Lineage: Eukaryota; Metazoa; Arthropoda; Insecta; Diptera; Diopsidae
Product: ephrin type-A receptor 4-A-like
Exons: 4
Coding region: 64-384 (106 amino acids)
Molecular function (GO): protein binding
Source: RefSeq, a predicted model, not a curated record